This is a messenger RNA of Phragmites australis (common reed), 1546 nucleotides long. RefSeq names its product mitogen-activated protein kinase kinase kinase 18-like. Gene Ontology annotation, molecular function: ATP binding; protein kinase activity. NCBI's taxonomy places the organism in Eukaryota, Viridiplantae, Streptophyta, Magnoliopsida, Poales, Poaceae. The record is from RefSeq and is a predicted model, not a curated record. The transcript has a single exon. Gene Ontology annotation, biological process: protein phosphorylation. Bases 155 to 1546 code for a protein of 463 amino acids.
AACUCCAAGUCGUCUCCCCCUCCUCCUCUAUAUAAACGCUUCCAAGUAACCCACACCGAGGCUCGCAAGGCCAGUUGAGACCAAACGAAAAUACCACCAGUUCACAGCCACCACAUUGCAGAACAGCAAGCAACCACAAGAAACAGAGGAAACCAUGGCAGCGGUUGCCGUCAGCGGGCACUGGAGGAAGCUACAGACGUUGGGCCGCGGCGCGUCGGGCGCCGUUGUGUCUCUCGUGGCGGACGGCGGGUCCGGCGGGCUGUUCGCGGUCAAGUCGGCUGCCGCGGCGGACGCGGCGCUGCUGAGGAGGGAGCACGGGAUACUGGCCGGGCUGUGCUCGCCGCACGUCGUGCGCUGCAUCGGCUGCGGCGAGGGGUUGGAUGGGUCGUACCAUCUCUUCCUCGAGUAUGCUCCCGGCGGGUCGCUCGCUGACGAGGUCGCCAGGAAUGGGGGCCACCUCGAGGAGCGCGCCGUCUGGGCGUACGCGGCGGACGUGCUGCGCGGCUUGGCGUACCUCCACGGGAAGUCGAUCGUGCACGGGGACGUCAAGGCGAGGAACGUGGUGAUCGGCGCCGACGGGCGCGCCAGGCUCGCCGACUUCGGGUGCGCGAGGACGGUGGGUUCCGCGAGGCCGAUCGGCGGUACGCCGGCGUUCAUGGCGCCCGAGGUGGCCCGCGGCGAGGAGCAGGGGCCGGCGGCAGACGUGUGGGCGCUCGGCUGCACGGUCAUCGAGAUGGCCACCGGCCGCGCCCCGUGGAGCGACAUGGAUGACGUCCUUUCCGCCGUUCACAGGAUCGGAUACACGGACGCCGUGCCGGAGGUGUCGUUCUGGCUGUCGGCUGAGGCAAAGGACUUCCUGGCCAGGUGCUUCGUAAGAAACGCCCGAGAUCGGAGCACCGCGGCGCAGCUCUUGGAGCAUCCGUUCGUGACAUUAGCAUGCCAUGACGAGAAGUCUCAGUGGGUGUCUCCCAAGAGCACGCUGGACGCCGCAUUCGGGGAGUUAGAGACCGACGACGAGGCAGACGAAAUGGCAGAGAGCCCGGCCGAGAGGAUAAAGUCAUUGGCCGGCUACGUGUCGACCUUGCCGGACUGGGAUUGCGAGGAAGGAUGGAUCGAUGUGCUCGGCGAGGACAACGUGGUCUGCGGCGUGGUCCAUGUGGCGCGCAGCGCGCCAAGCAAAGUGUCCAGCGCCGCGGCGGUGCCAGCUGGAGAGAUGGCUGUCGGCGGUGGGCACUCCAGUGAUGAACUGGAAACAGAUGAUGUGUCGUUCGGUGGCGACGUUCUAGAAACUUACCCUUCAGUUGAGUGUCAGACUAAACGCUGUUUGAGUUCAGACUGUGAUGUACUCUCAUUUGAAUUAGUACUUUGUAACGGAGUUAAUGCAAUAAAGUUAUGGUUUCCCACAAAAUUUGAUGUGCUGCUCUGCUUAAAUCCCCCUGUUUAUACUCUGUUCUCGCCUAAUUUUCAUCAGUCUGCAAGACAAACCACUUUCUGUUCCAUGCUUAACACUCGCACUCACAAAUAUGGAAUUAAUCUACCACAGUAG